This is a messenger RNA of Coffea arabica (coffee), 819 nucleotides long. The record is from RefSeq and is a predicted model, not a curated record. NCBI's taxonomy places the organism in Eukaryota, Viridiplantae, Streptophyta, Magnoliopsida, Gentianales, Rubiaceae.
AUGUCCAUCAGGCAAAGGCCCGACGAGUCGCUGAGGAAUUUCAUGACCCGCUUCAAUGCGGAGAGCUUGCAGGUCAGGGACAAGGACGAAAAAGUGGUGAUGGCCGCCUUCACAAACGGGCUCAGGGUGGAGGAGCUUUUCUACGAUCUGGCCAAGAAGCCUCCCGUAAACCUGGAAGAGCUCCUACGCAGGGCUCACGAGGCUGCCAACGCGGAGGAGGCGGGUCGCCUAAAGAAAGAGCCAGAUCGGGAGAUCGGAGAUCGUAAGGGCCGGACCAACCCCCUGAAGGGCAAGGAGGCCCCGGCCAAGAAAAAUGUCUUUGAUCGGCUCUCGAAGGAGAAGACCCCUGCUCUGCCACCACUCUCAGAGAAGACCUACACCCCUCUAAUACGGCCCAGAGCUCAGAUCUUGGCCGUCAUGGAGGCGGAAGGGCUGGGAGAGCGGCCGCCCAAGAUGGGGACGCCCCGGAACAAAAGGAACCAGGACCGAUAUUGCGCCUUUCACCGUGACGUCGGACACGACACGGAGGGGUGCUGGGCCCUGCGUAAGGAGAUUGAAGACCUGAUCCAACGUGGCUUUCUAGGUCGGUUCGUACGCCGACCAGGUCAGGAGUUCGGGCGCAACCAUUACGGGGAUAGGCGUGAGGGACGGCGUCGGGACCGCCCAGAGCGGCGCGACGCUCCUCGGGGCUACUCUCCCGACCAGGACACCCAGAACCUGGCGGGGGUGAUAAACACCAUUGCCGGAGGUCCCACAGGGGGGACAGCCAUGCAGCUCGGAAGAACAAGCGGCCACCCCCCGAAGGGGACGACUCCUUGA